CUUACAUAUAUCUCCUUCCAUCCUCAAAACUUUUUUGUUUUGUUUUUUGUUUUUUAAAAAAACCCCUCUGUCUCGCACUCUCUUUAGUUUUAGGGUUUGUGCUCUUUUCCAUACCAUUCAAUGGAGGAAUACGAGAGCAUUGACAAUGAAAGUGGUUACCCAGAUUAUGAAGACGAUUUCGAAUUCGUUUUCGUGGAGGAAUGCGAGAGCACUGACAAUGAAAGUGGUUACCCAGAUUAUGAAGACGAUUUCGAAUUCGGUUUCGUGGAGGAAUACGAGAGCAGUGACAAUGAAAGUGGUUACCCAGAUUAUGAAGACAAUUUCGAAUUCGGUUUGGAGGAGGAAACAAGAACUAUCGCUGGCUCUCAACAAAUUGAGGUUAUCAGCAAAGAGUCUCUCUUGGCUGCUCAGAGGGAUGAUUUGCUGAGGGUGAUGGACGUACUAUCAUUGAAAGAGCAUGAUGCCUGGUCUUUACUCAUUCAUUAUAGUUGGGAUGUUGAAAAGUUACUGUCCGUUCUUGUGGAGAAAGGGGAAGAUGAAGUAUAUGCUGAAGCAGGUGUGACCCUAAUGGAGCGUAAUGAAGAUCUUUUCUCAUUCAUGUUUUCAUCCAGCGUAAUGUGCAUGAUUUGCGUCAAAGAAGUUCCUGGUAACAAAGUCACUACCAUGGAAUGCGGUCAUUACUUUUGCAACACUUGUUGGACAGAGCACUUUAUUUCAAAGAUAAAUGAGAGCCAGAGCGAGCAAAUCAGAUGUAUGGCACAUCAAUGCAACGCAAUUUGUGAUAUAUCUAAAGUCAGGACACUAGUCAGUACCAGAGAUCCUCAUUUGGCAGAGAAGUUUGACCAGCUUCUUCUGGAAUCAUAUAUUGAGGCUAAUAGAAAGGUUAAGUGGUGUCCAAGUGUUCCUCAUUGUGGCAAUGCUAUACGUGUUGAUGGCAAUGUUUUAUGUGAGGUUGAAUGUGCAUGCGGUCUACAAUUCUGUUUCAAAUGCUUAUCUGAAGCCCACUCGCCUUGUUCAUGUCUAAUGUGGGAACUGUGGAAUAAGAGUUGCCAGGGAAAAUCAGAGACGGUGAAAUGUAUUUUAGAACAGACAAAGAUUUGUCCAGAAUGCUACGAGCUGUUUGAAAAGGAUGGAGAAUGUGACUUAAGGACCUUCGUUUCUGGAGAACCGUUUUGUUUGCUUUGCGGUCGCCAUGCUUAUGAUAGUUGUGGAGGUUUCCAAAAAGAAAAGCAGGUGAAAAUUAGGCAUAGAAACAAGGACAUAUGGUAUUACCUUCACUACCACCACCGUUAUAGAGACCAAACACAAACUUUUGAUCUUGAAAGGAAGCUGAAGCAAGCUGCAGAAGACAUGAUAUUUCUUUUCCGUGAAAACUAUUUUAAAUCUAGGGUUUUUUGUUGGGUGUUUGAUGCUUUCAACAGAGUCUCCAAAGCAAGGAGGAUUCUUUCAUUUACAUACCCGUUUGCAUAUUGCAUGUUUGGUCCUGUACUAUUCAAAGAUCAUGACAUGCCGAAGCAGGAGAUAAGAAUAAAGCAAAACAUAUUUGAUGCUCACCUGCAGCAGCUUGUGGAAAACAUUGAAAGGCUUUCUUCGUUACUAGAGAAACCUUUUGAGUUUUACGAGGAGGACAGUCUUAUGAAGUUGAAAAUGCAGAUAGUUAAUCACUCGGCAGUUACUGAUAAGCUGUGCAAAAACUUGUACGAUUGCAUUGAGAAUGAUUUGCUCGGGCCGCUUCAGUCGGAAAUUCACAAUAUUGCUCCUUACAAGUCAAAUGGCGUGGAAAAAGCUUCUGAUCAUUGUUUAUAGAGACACGAGGCCCUCUAAUUUUGAAAAGAAUUGUGGAUUUGUGGAAGAGAAUUUGGAGAUGAACAUGUCUCUCAGAAACAUGCAUGUACAGGAGUAAAAGAAUGAGGUCAACCUUCAUGGAGCACCUUUUUUCCUAAUUUUUCUUUAGUUAGAGCUCUGUUAGAUGAUAUAUGUUUUUACUGAAAACGAUAUGCCGUUUGUAAUUGUAACUAGUAGACGAAUGAUAUAUUUUUGGCAUUUUGUAUUACAUAUGUCGUUUUUACAGUAUUAUAAACGACAUGGA
Morus notabilis is the source of this 2089-nucleotide messenger RNA. RefSeq names its product probable E3 ubiquitin-protein ligase ARI1. Lineage: Eukaryota; Viridiplantae; Streptophyta; Magnoliopsida; Rosales; Moraceae. The transcript has 7 exons. Gene Ontology annotation, biological process: positive regulation of proteasomal ubiquitin-dependent protein catabolic process; protein polyubiquitination; ubiquitin-dependent protein catabolic process. The coding region runs from base 121 to 1806 and encodes 561 amino acids. Gene Ontology annotation, molecular function: ubiquitin conjugating enzyme binding; zinc ion binding; ubiquitin protein ligase activity. Gene Ontology annotation, cellular component: cytoplasm; ubiquitin ligase complex. The record is from RefSeq and is a predicted model, not a curated record.